UGGCAUCCGCAACUACACACGUGGUACCAAGGUUGCUUGGACACGUUUGACCGGCUUAUCAACUAUCAAAACAAAUAAAAAAAAGUUUUUUUUUGUUUAUUAUUGUGAUUUUGAUUUAAUGUCUUUCCUCCCAUCCGACUGCCCCUUUCCGGCUCGACACCUGUUCGUUCUUUACGGCUGGAGCGAUCGAUCUUUGUCGUGCUUCUAACCCAGUAGCGAGAUUGCUGAACAAGAGCUGACGAAGAUUGUGGAGUUUGACUGGGGUUCUAGGAGUUUGUCUGCUUGGAUUCGCAUAUAUAUUUUGCAUUCAUCUGUUCAGAAUGGAUAGGCUUAAGUUAGCAGCCUUAGGAGAGCGGUUGAAGAUUGGAGGUGAGCGCCUGAAAAUGGGAGGUGCUGAAAUGGGUAGAAAAGUUAGUGGGAAGAUGAAAGAGAUUCUCCAAGGCCAGUCACAAGAGGCAAAAAUGGUUGAUGAAGCAACAUCAGAUAGCUUGGAGGAGCCAAACUGGGGUCUAAAUUUGAGGAUCUGUGGGUUGCUUAAUAGUGAUGAGUUCAAUGGGUCUGAAGUUGUGAGGGCAAUAAAGAAGAAGAUUGCUGGCAAGAACGCUAUAAGCCAAAAGCUGAGUCUUGAUCUGUUGGAGGCUUGUGCUAUGAAUUGUGAUAAGGUUUUCUCUGAAGUGGCUUCUGAGAAGGUGUUGGAUGACAUGGUGAGGUUGAUUGAUAAUCCACAGACACAUUAUGCUAAUACACAGAGAGCUUUGCAGCUGAUCGAGGCAUGGGGUGAGUCUGAUGAUCUUGGAUAUCUACCUGUUUUCAAACAGACUUAUAUGAGUUUGAAGGCAAGGAGAGCACCAGGUACUAUGCAGGAUGAUAAUUCGGCUUCAUUAUUUUCCUCCUCUGAACCAGGCUUUAAUGAUCAUUCAUUGAUUGGUCCCGAACAUUAUCCCUAUGCCCACAUGGAUCACCAGAAGAGGGAGGCAGGUGAACUUGCCUAUCACAGUGUGGCCCUUUCCAUGGAAGAAAAGAAGCAAAUUCUUGUGGUAACUCGGAACAGCAUUGAGAUUCUUUCUUCAAUAUUUAACUCUGAAACACAAGAAAAAGCCACCAAGGAUGAUCUGAUGCUGAGUAUGGUGGCGAAGUGCAAAGAAUCGCAACCUGUUAUACAAAGGAUCAUCGAGAGCAUUGGUGAUGACGAGUCGAUGUUGUUCGAAGCUUUGAAUGUUCAUGAUGAGCUCCAACAGGCCCUUUCCAAGUAUGAGCAGCUCAAGCAUGCUGUUCCGCCAGAGGAUGGGCAGACCCAUGAUGAUUUGAGCACUUCAGGUGGGAAAAGUGAUGCUUCAGAUGAAAAGCUUUCCAAGUAUGAGCAGCUCGAGCAUGCUGUUCCGCCGGAGCAUGGGCAGACCCAUGAUGAUUUAAGCAGUUCAGGUGGGCGGAAAAGUGAUGGUUCAGAUGAGAAGGCAUAGAAAAGUGAAGGCAGCGGUGACAGUCGGAUGCGGCGAAGGAAUGAAUUCAAUUUCCCGAUCGGUCAAUGAUGAAGAGCUUCUGUAUUUUGUAUAUAAGAGAUGAAUGUUUCGCAGGACAAAAACCAUUUGCUUUCUCUGCAUACUCUGACUGAUUGUGAAAUGAGAUAUCUUGCUUUUGUACUGCUAAAUUGUUCGGAAAUAGAUCUUAUUAUAAAACAA
This is a messenger RNA of Phoenix dactylifera (date palm), 1679 nucleotides long. RefSeq names its product ENTH/VHS/GAT family protein. Lineage: Eukaryota; Viridiplantae; Streptophyta; Magnoliopsida; Arecales; Arecaceae. Gene Ontology annotation, biological process: protein transport to vacuole involved in ubiquitin-dependent protein catabolic process via the multivesicular body sorting pathway. Gene Ontology annotation, molecular function: ubiquitin binding; phosphatidylinositol binding. The record is from RefSeq and is a predicted model, not a curated record.